Nomascus leucogenys (northern white-cheeked gibbon) is the source of this 3338-nucleotide messenger RNA. It is a transcript of the gene OTUD1, whose product is annotated as OTU deubiquitinase 1. Gene Ontology annotation, molecular function: cysteine-type deubiquitinase activity. The record is from RefSeq and is a predicted model, not a curated record. Gene Ontology annotation, biological process: protein deubiquitination. NCBI's taxonomy places the organism in Eukaryota, Metazoa, Chordata, Mammalia, Primates, Hylobatidae.
GAGGCCUGAGGUAAACAACCGCGGCCCCGCCUCCCGGGCCUCCGCGCGCACCGCGCUCCUCCUAGCCGGCGGGACGCGCUCCAGCGGGGCGGGCGGCUUCCUCCGUGAGUCCCCAGCGGCCGCCGCGGGCCGGAGCAGCUGCAGCGGGCGCGGCGCCCCGGGUCUGCGGGCCGAGCGCACCGGCAGGGGUCGAGCUCGCGUCCCGUCCCCGCCCCCCCCCGCGCUGUGGCGCAGCAGGAAUUUGGCCGGGACCCGGGCGCUAUUCGCGGCUGCUGACGCGCGGCGGCCGGCGGCCUUUCGCUCAUCUCUAUUCUGGGGCCGUUUGGUCACCGCGCUCCGCCGGUCCCCUCCCCCGGGCCCGGAGGGUGUGUCCCCCGCUCCGGGGCUCGCCGCGCCUAUAAGGGGCCGAGCGGCGGGCAGGGACAUGCAGCUCUACAGCAGCGUCUGCACCCACUACCCCGCCGGGGCCCCGGGUCCCACGGCCGCCGCCCCCGCGCCACCCGCCGCCGCUGCCCCCUUCAAGGUCUCGCUGCAGCCCCCGGGAGCCGCCGGCGCCGCGCCCGAGCCCGAGACUGGUGAGUGCCAGCCCGCCGCGGCCGCCGAGCACCGGGAAGCCGCCGCUGUCCCCGCCGCCAAGAUGCCCGCCUUCUCCUCCUGCUUCGAGGUGGUGUCCGGGGCCGCCGCGCCCGCCUCCGCCGCCGCCGUCCCGCCCGGGGCGUCCUGCAAGCCGCCGCUGCCGCCGCACUACACGUCCACCGCGCAGAUCACCGUGCGGGCCCUGGGCGCCGACAGGCUCCUGCUGCACGGGCCCGAGCCAGCUCCCGGCGCCGCGGGCUCCGCCGCUGCCCCCCGCGGCCGCUGCCUCCUGCUGGCCCCGGCGCCCGCAGCCCCGGUCCCGCCGCGGCGGGGCUCCUCGGCCUGGCUCCUGGAGGAGCUGCUGCGGCCCGACUGCCCCGAGCCCGCGGGCUUGGACGCGACACGGGAGGGGCCCGAUCGGAACUUCCGACUGAGCGAGCACCGCCAGGCCCUGGCCGCCGCCAAGCACCGAGGCCCCGUGCCGACCCCGGGGAGCCCCGAUCCCGGCCCCGGUCCGUGGGGUGAAGAGCACUUGGCUGAGAGGGGCCCCAGGGGCUGGGAGAGGGGCGGCGACCGCUGCGACGCGCCCGGUGGGGACGCGGCGCGGAGGCCCGACCCAGAGGCCGAGGCACCCCCCGCCCGGAGUAUCGAGGCCGCCCCGAGCAGCGCGGCGGAGCCAGUGAUCGUCUCCAGGUCGGAUGCCAGAGACGAGAAGCUGGCCCUGUACCUGGCCGAGGUGGAGAAGCAGGACAAGUACCUGCGGCAGAGGAAUAAGUACCGAUUCCACAUCAUUCCAGACGGCAACUGCCUCUACCGAGCUGUCAGCAAGACGGUGUACGGGGACCAGAGCCUGCACCGGGAGCUGAGGGAGCAGACGGUGCACUACAUCGCCGACCAUCUCGACCACUUCAGCCCCCUGAUUGAGGGCGACGUGGGGGAGUUUAUCAUCGCUGCUGCCCAAGAUGGGGCAUGGGCUGGGUACCCGGAGUUGCUGGCCAUGGGGCAGAUGCUGAAUGUGAAUAUCCAUUUAACUACUGGAGGGAGGCUGGAGAGCCCCACGGUUUCUACCAUGAUUCAUUAUUUGGGCCCAGAGGAUUCCCUGAGGCCUAGUAUUUGGCUCAGUUGGCUCAGUAACGGACACUAUGAUGCUGUAUUUGAUCACUCCUAUCCUAACCCAGAGUACGACAACUGGUGCAAACAAACUCAAGUGCAAAGGAAACGCGACGAAGAACUUGCCAAAUCUAUGGCCAUAUCCUUGUCUAAAAUGUACAUUGAACAAAAUGCAUGCUCUUGAAAUGUCUCAAAACCUUACACCCUGGGAAUCAUUGCAUAUAUAACUUGUGUUUGGAGAAUCACAUGAACUUUAAUCAGGGUAAUAGCACUUUCAAACUUGCUAGUAGAUUUUACUGUAGGUGUAAUGCCUUAAUCAUCUUUUUGAAUGUUUUCUCAGAGCUGAAGGUUGCUGGGCACCUAAAUGAUGUUUCAUGAUAGCUUUGGGUGAUUUUACUGCUAUUUAUAAUUUGCUGUAUAAAGUGAGCGCUACUUAAUUUGCAAGCUGAUUUCUCACAGUGUAAAUUUGUUCAUUCCUGGUAGUCUAUUUUCUAUAAAAAUGUAUUUUUGCACAACAUUUUUAAAAACUGGUGUACCUUCAUCUAUGACGUGUUCCAUUUUGACAAACAGCUUUCAGGCGUAAAUCCAGAGAAGUGCUUUAUAUGAAAUGUAUUAUUUUGAACAGAGUUUGUGAUUUGGUAGUUAUUUUAUGUUGUUGAAAUUUGAAUUUCACAAUUCUUAGAUAAUUAUUUCAAAUGGAUAUUGAUGCAUUCUUGUUACCAGAUGUUGGGCCCAUUCCAUUUUGGUGAAACAGAGCUGUUGUUUUGGAAGUCAUUAUUUUUCUAGAAAUGGCGAAUCUUUCAAAGAAGAUUACUUAAUGGAAGGUUGUGGGAAGGUGUUUUUUUGUGAUUUUUUUUUUGUUUGUUUUGUUUUUCCUCUUUUAAGGGAUAGUACCAGGUCUUACUUGAAUGAAAGUCUGAUAUUUGCUGAUGGCAGAAUGAUUAUUCUGUACCCUGGUUGAUGUGUAGAGUAGAUUGUCUGGUGCUCUCAGUUGUUUUUAUUCACAUUUUUCAUUUUGUUGUAAGAGAAUGUUAACAUGCUAUAAAACUCUGUGACAAGAUAAGCCUCCUGCUUUAUGUAACUUCUUGGAUCCAGCUAAGAGAUUUAUAAACUAAUGGCAUAAAUGUCUGGAGCCAACCUUGGCAGUUAUAGCAGGAGAACACUGUCUUAGUAUUUCUUUACAUUCUUUCAAAAGGCAAAAUAGGAUUGCCCUGUAUUAAUGUAGAAAUGUCUGUAAACAGAGCUUGUAUGGUUUGCUGGGUCAAACAAUGUUUCCAACUUAAAAUCUAUCUCAUUGCCACUUUAACUACUUUUAGUCAUAUUUAUUAAGUAAUGCAGUUUGUACUUUUUUAUUUUGUAACAUUUUGUGAUUUUUUUGUACAAAACUGUAUUUGUACAAUAGAGCAAUUCCCAGCUGAUGGAAUGAAUGAAUAAAAUGCAAAAUUAUACUUUUACAAUGCGUUUUUGGAUAGAGUGGUUUUUAAAUUGUGAUGUUUGUAGGAAACUUUCUUACUCAUAUGCAUGUACACAAGUUUUUUUUCCGUAAAGAUGCCACAGCAAGAGAGGUUUCCUAAAUUCUCACAUGAAGAGGAUAGGCUAAUCAUGAGUAAUUUCAAAGGAUAAGCCUGAAUAAAAUAUAAUUUAAAAGUGGA